This is a messenger RNA of Adineta ricciae, 624 nucleotides long. NCBI's taxonomy places the organism in Eukaryota, Metazoa, Rotifera, Eurotatoria, Adinetida, Adinetidae. The record is from the annotation of a GenBank genome assembly.
AUGGAAUUCAGCACAAAGACCAAGCAAGAAUAUCUGAACAUUAUCGCUGAUCAAGUUGCCAAUUGGAAUCGUGCUGAUGUUCGCACUGUACCUGGUGUGAUGAUCCAAGUUUGCGUGGGUCAAAAUAAACACGACAACACUAUUGAACAUCAGAUUAACUAUUUUAUGGAUUGUGCAGAGACAUAUGUUCACAAUCAUCGACAUGCAUUCUCCACCUACGGCUUACAAGGUGAAUAUAAAGAGAAAAUUUGGGAGAUUGUUGACGAUAAAAAUGGAGACAUCGUAUAUAAAUUUCCCCGUUUAACAGGAAACGUGUUUGACUCGCCUAUCGUCGUACCAGGUACUCUUCGACAUGUAAAAUCGCGACAUCACUUUCCUGGAAACGAAAUGCACGUUCCAACGCAUCAAUUUCAUUCCAUUGUGCCAACACCGAAUUCAUCCGAUAGGGUGUUGACAUUUCUGACAAAAGCGCAUACUGUAUCAUCGGAUAUGUUUGUACUAAGCACAUCUGCAGAGAUCGAAGCAAGGAAAGACGCGAUUCGACCAGCAACAGAAGAGGAGCGGCAAAGUGUUUUAGAAAAACUUGAGCAAGUUCUCGCUGCACCUCAUCGAUAUGGAUUUUGA